Molecule: messenger RNA, 1230 nt
Organism: Melampsora larici-populina 98AG31
Lineage: Eukaryota; Fungi; Basidiomycota; Pucciniomycetes; Pucciniales; Melampsoraceae
Exons: 2
Coding region: 1-1230 (409 amino acids)
Source: RefSeq, a predicted model, not a curated record
AUGGCAAACAAUCGACCGUUAGAGCUGAACUCGAUUCAACCAGAUCGGUAUCCAGAUCAUCACUACCAGCCAAAUCAUGACCAACAUCAACCUGAAGCCUCUACAUCAUAUCAUUUCAAACCAAUAGUCUACAAUCCGGAGAUAAAUCCAUAUCCUCCACCCACUUCUCCUAUCAAUCAACAAAACAUAAGACAGCUUUCAAAUGAAGAAGAUGACAGGCAAAACAGUAAACCUGUGAAGCUUCCUGUACCGGAUACCAGAGCCUGGGUACAAGCUCAAGAGGAAGAGCAGUUGAAGGCUAAUUGGAGUCAUCACCCUUAUAACCAGCUCUCAUCUCAACCAGCCCAUCCGGUCUAUCCAAAUACGCAAUCGGCCGCCAUCCCAUUUCCAACCCCUCGUAUACCAUCACAAGCUUCUGAAAGGCACGGGAUACCGGUAUCUCAGUUUCAAGAACGGAUGCCAAGAAAUAGUCAAACGCCUCAAAGCUUCAUAGACCUCCGUAGAGAUAAUCAACUCAGUGGAAAUCCUUCAACUAGUCAUGUUUCGAUCGCAUCAUCAUCUUAUCCUCCACCUCGGACUGAUUUCGAACAGUUGAAUAGGCGGCCAUCGAAACUGACCAAGAACAGACCAAAGACUGGCGGAAGCAGUGUUGCGAGUAGUACGGGCAAACGAAGCAUGAGCAGCCUAAAACGAGUCAAAAGCUUUCUGAGUGCCCUACAAGCCAAUAAUAGUCGAAGAGGUAGUAGGGAUAGUGUGACUAGUCGAGCAGCAGGCGGCGGAGGAGAAUCAGAGAGCACGCAAGACUACAACGGGCCUAACACACCCUCGUCUGCAGCAGAGGAAGUGGCGCUACAACCAACGAAACUCAAACUCAGACCGAUGCAAGCACAAUUCAAUCGACUCUUUAGAAAACACAAUCAUCCAGAAGGAUUAAGACGUCAACAGCGAUCUAUGUUGAUCGAUCGAAGCCGACCUGAAUCACAACAACCGAUCAAAGGGAAAGGUAGAAGUUUAGAUUUCGGAAAGUCACAUGAUUCUACUUCUGCUCGGCCUAUGAUCAUCGGAAUGGGGAAAGAUGAUCCUGAAUUGAGUUUCAAGCAGAAUCGAGAUCCUCGUCAGAAUAAUAGUGCAAGAAAUCUUGAUCAACCAGCUCCUCGUGGAUUCGGACAGCAUCGAGCUCAGUUAAAUCAAGCGAAGGGAAUCAGGACAAAGGGAGCUGGGUUUUGGUGA